CGCGCACACAGAUGAUUGUUAUAAAAAAAACUUUUUAAAGAAAAAAAAUUAUCUUCGUAUCAUCAAAUUUGCGAUUGAUUCUCUCAUUUAUGAUUGAUACUAUUAUAGUAUACAUGUACCCUGAUGAGCAGUUGUCUGUGAACAUUUUCACUUGAAUUGUUUUUGAGAAACUUUUAAAAUUGAAAAUUAUAAUAAUAAAAAUGAGUGGAGUACAAGCUAUUAAAGGAAUGGUUGCAUUAGUAACCGGUGGUGCAUCGGGUCUUGGACGUGGUGUUGUUGAUCGUUUGAUUCGACAAGGUGCAAAAGGUGUCGUAGCUUUGGAUCGUAAUCACGAAGAAUCCAAAUACGAUAAUCCAAAUGUAUUGCCAAUAACGGCAAAUGUAACUGAAGAAAGUGAAAUACAAAAAGCAUUGGAUGCUUGUAAAGAAAAAUUCGGACGUCUUGAUGCCGUUGUCAAUUGUGCUGGUGUUGGCAUCGCUCGACGUACUUAUGAUUUCCGUAAAAAUCAACCACAUUCAUUGGAUGAAUUUCAAAUGGUUAUUGAAAUCAAUAUGAUCGGUACAUUCAAUGUAUCACGAUUGGCUGCCGGUAUGAUCGGUGCAAAUGAACCAGUGAAUGGUUUACGUGGUGUCAUCAUCAAUACAGCAUCGGUUGCUGCAUUCGACGGUCAAAUCGGUCAGAUUGCAUAUUCGGCUAGUAAAGGUGGUAUUGUUGCUAUGACAUUACCAAUGGCACGUGAUUUUGCACCACAUGGUAUACGUGUAAUGACUAUUGCACCCGGUUUAUUCGAUACACCAUUAUUGGCUGCAUUACCUGAACCAGCUCGUAAAGCAUUAGCAGCAACAAUUCCAUGUCCAUCACGUUUGGGUCAUGUUGAUGAAUAUGCACAUCUUGUACAGGCAAUCAUUGAAAAUCCAAUGUUAAACGGUGAGGUUAUCCGAUUGGAUGGUGCUUUACGUAUGCAACCUUGAAUUGUUUACAGAAAAUCAAUCAAUCAAUUUUAUAAGAAUAAUAAUAAUUCCGCCAAUUACUUUUUUAUAUAAUGUUUGUUUAUGGGCUUUCUUUUAUAUAGAGAAAAAACAAUUUCAAAUAAAAGCGAUAUGAAUGAUAGUUA
Molecule: messenger RNA, 1114 nt
Organism: Dermatophagoides farinae (American house dust mite)
Lineage: Eukaryota; Metazoa; Arthropoda; Arachnida; Sarcoptiformes; Pyroglyphidae
Gene: scu
Product: hydroxysteroid 17-beta dehydrogenase 10
Biological process (GO): androgen metabolic process; estrogen metabolic process; fatty acid metabolic process
Cellular component (GO): mitochondrion
Molecular function (GO): estradiol 17-beta-dehydrogenase [NAD(P)+] activity
Source: RefSeq, a predicted model, not a curated record